GUCAUAUGGCUGUGGAUUGGGUCCUGGUGUACAGGAUAACUGUAUAUAAGGCCUGGGUUCUCCUACUCUAACUUCACUCACUGAGUCCAAGAAGAACCAGAAGCACCCAUGAUGAAGUGGGCUGUCGUCCUGUGUGCCCUAGUGGUCCUCUCCGAGUGUAAUACCAAGUAAGUCCCAGUCCUGUUCUACUCUUCUUUUUUAUUUUAUUUUCUGUCUGAAUAUUCUGUUUAUUGUUGUCAGCACCAUUUCACCAGGUCAAAUUCCUGGUACAUGUAAUUGGCGAAUAAAGGUGAUUGUGAUUGUGUGUUUUUAGGAUCUCUCUGAUCAAGGGGAAGACUGCCAGAGAGACCCUGAUGGAGAAGGGUAUAUGGGAGGAGACCAGGCUGAAGUUCCCCUACAACCCUAUGGCCAAGUUCUACCAGACCGGUGAUGAGGCUAUGACCAACGACGCUGAUGUAAGGCAGAGACAGAAGCAAUAUGAUGAUAUACUGUAUUAGCCUGGUGACUGAUCCCAGAUCUGUUUUUGCUGUAUAGUCAAUGACCAAGGGAGUUGUCUACAGUGAAUUCGGAACGGAAAGUAUUCAGACCCCUUGACUUUUUCCACAAUUUAUGACGUUACAAGCCUUAUUCUAAAAUUGCUUAAAUAAGAAUUGUCCCCAUAAUGACAAAGCGAAAACGUUUUUAUUUUAUUUUGCAAAUGUAUAUAUAUAUAUAUAUAUAUAUAUAUAUAUAUAUAUAUAUAUAGAUAUAUAUAUAUAUAUAUAUAUAAAACAUUUCUCUUCUAAUCCCUUAUAUAGAUAAGUAUUCAGACCCUUUGCUAAGAGACUUGAAAUUGAGCUCAGGUGCAUCCUGUUUCCAUUGAUCAUCCUUGAGAUAUUUCUACAACAUGAUUGGAGUCCACCUGUGGUAAAUUAAAUUGAUUGGAAAGGUACACACCUGUCCAUAUAACAUCCCACAGUUGACAGUGCAUGUCAGAGCAAAAACCAAGCCAUGAGUUCAAAGGAAUUAUCCGUAGAGCUCCGAGACAGGAUUGUGUCGAGGCACAGAUCUGGGUAACGGUACCAAAACAUUUCUGCAGCAUUGAAGGUCCCCAAGAACACAGUGGUCUCCAUCAUUCUGAAAUGGAAGCCGUUUGGAAACACCAACACUCUUCCUAGAGCUGGCCGCCAGGCCAAACUGAGCAAUUGGGGAGAAGGGCCUUGGUCAGGGAGGUGACCAAAAACCUGAUGGUCACUCUGACAGAGCCAAUCAGGCCUUUAGGGUAGAGUGUCCAGACGGAAGACACUCCUCAGUAAAAUGAACAUGACAGCCUGCUUGGAGUUUGCCAAAGGCAUCUAAAGACUAUCAGACCAUGAGAAACAAGAUUCUCUGGUCUGAUGAAACCAAGACUGGACUCUUUGGCCUGAAUGCCAAACGUCACGUCUUGGAGGAAACCUGGCACCAUCCAAAUGCACUGUAUACAACACAAACAGACCUGGGACCAGGCUAGUCUAUAGACUAUAUGAUUAUUGUUUCAAAAAUGUCAUUACAUGUUGGAUAUUGUGACUGCAUAGUUUGAACCCAUUGACUCUACAGUUUGUGUUCAUGUCUUGCUUAAAUUGAAUGUUCACUGGCAUGAUCAAAUUAAUUAUGAGCUUAGAGUUGAGCAUAUAGCCAUGCUUCUUGACAUGUAACUAGCUACAUAGUUAGACAAAUGCCUGUUUCUUCAUAGUACUCUGACAUGUUCACUUGUUUGACCCUGACUUACAGUACAUCUCUGUUUCAACGUCUCUCUGCAGUUGUCCUACUAUGGUGUGAUCUCCAUUGGAACCCCUCCCCAGUCCUUCAACGUCAUCUUUGACACUGGCUCCUCCAACCUGUGGGUUCCCUCCACCUACUGCUCCAGCCAGGCCUGCCGUGAGUAUAUUGUAGGGGUCUGGAAAAUACUGUUGGCGUUGGAGAAUAGCUAUAUUUCAAAUUGUUUCUGAGUAGUCUCUUGUGACAGAGUUGCAAAAAACUGUUUCAUAUUGAGUACCUAGCCAGAGAAUGGGAGACUUGGUUGUGGGUUGAGGUUAGGGGCUGAUGGGAGCACCUUGAGAUUUACAGCAUAAAGGGGUUCGCUCAACACAAUGAAACAAUAGAAUAGGAGGAAUGUAUUUUUGUAUUGUCCCAUUUAGAGCGUGGAUUGUGGAAAAUAGCUCAAUACCAACGAAGAAAUGAAUGUUCAGUUUUGCAAUGGCAUGGUUUGUACCUAACGAAGAUGUUCAUGUUUUGAAUAGAGAACCAUGCCGAAUUCAACCCUGCACAGUCUAGCACCUUCUCAUGGGCCAACAAGCCUGUUUCCAUUCAGUACGGAACUGGCAGCAUGACUGGACAGCUGGCAUACGACACUGUUUCAGUAUGUAAAUGUAGCUAGCUACACAUUAUUGUGAUACAUUUUUAAUUGACACUUUCAAAUACAACAUACUGUACAUUACAUACAUUACAACCCCCAAAUAAUAUUCCACUCAACACCCGUCCUCCCCUAACGGUCCCAUUUUAUAACAUCACAUGCUAUAAACAAUACCCAAGCAUAUUAGUAACUGACUCCAGUAGAUUCAGCAAAGAAAUAUAAUUACUAUUUUGGGUACACUCAAUAUGGCCUCCGGUCCACACAUCACCAAAAAACUGACUUGAAUGGGAAAACCCAUUCUAGUAAUUCUAUUUCUAUGGUGCCCAGUGACUGAUGCCUGCUGUUCUGUGUUUUCAGGUGGGAGGUAUCUCUGUUACUCAGCAGAUCUUUGGUGCCAGUCAGACCGAGGCUCCCUUCAUGGCCAACAUGGUUGCCGACGGUAUCCUGGGCCUGGCUUUCCCCAACCUGGCAGCCUCUGGGGCCACACCCGUCUUUGACAACAUGAUGACCCAGGGCCUGGUGUCCCAGAACCUCUUCUCUGUCUACCUGAGCGGGUAACAUAGUAACUGUACAAAUACACCUGGAUGGGAGGUGGCAUUUUCUCUUAGUUGUGAUAUUAAUAAAUCAAAUCAAAUCAAAUCAAAUCAAAUUUUAUUGGUCACAUGCGCCGAAUACAACAGGUGCAGACAUUACAGUGAAAUGCUUACUUACAGCCCUUAACCAACAGUGCAUUUAUUUUAAACAAAAAAGUAAGAAUAAAACAACAACAAAAAAGUGUUGAGAAAAAAAGAGCAGAAGUAAAAAUAAAGUGACAGUAGGGAGGCUAUAUAUACAAUAGAAUAAAGUGACAGUAGGGAGGCUAUAUAUACAGGGGGGUACCGUUGCAUAGUCAAUGUGCGGGGGCACCGGCUAGUUGAGGUAGUUGAGGUAAUAUGUACAUGUGGGUAGAGUUAAAGUGACUAUGCAUAAAUACUUAACAGAGUAGCAGCAGCGUAAAAAGUAUGGGGUGGGGGGGCAGUGCAAAUAGUCCGGGUAGCCAUGAUUAGCUGUUCAGGAGUCUUAUGGCUUGGGGGUAGAAGCUGUUGAGAAGUCUUUUGGACCUAGACUUGGCACUCCGGUACCGCUUGCCGUGCGGUAGCAGAGAGAACAGUCUAUGACUAGGGUGACUGGAGUCUUUGACAAUUUUGAGGGCCUUCCUCUGACACCGCCUGGUAUAGAGGUCCUGGAUGGCAGGGAGCUUUGCCCCUGUGAUGUACUGGGCCGUACGCACUACCCUCUGUAGUGCCUUGCGGUCAGAGGCCAAGCAGUUGCCAUACCAGGCGGUGAUGCAACCAGUCAGGAUGCUCUCGAUGGUGCAGCUGUAGAAUUUUUUGAGGAUCUGAGGACCCAUGCCAAAUCUUUUUAGUCUCCUGAGGGGGAAUAGGCUUUGUCGUGCCCUCUUCACGACUGUCUUGGUGUGUUUGGACCAUGAUAGUUCGUUGGUGAUGUGGACACCAAGGAACUUGAAGCUCUCAACCUGUUCCACUACAGCCCCGUCGAUGAGAAUGGGGGCGUGCUCAGUCCUCUUUUUUUUCCUGUAGUCCCACAAUCAUCUCCUUUGUCUUGGUCACGUUGAGGGAGAGGUUGUUGUCCUGGCACCACACGGCCAGAUCUCUGACCUCCUCCCUAUAGGCUGUCUCAUCGUUGUCGGUGAUCAGGCCUACCACUGUUGUGUCGUCGGCAAACUUAAUGAUGGUGUUGGAGUCGUGCCUGGCCAUGCAGUCAUGGGUGAACAGAGAGUACAGGAGGGGACUGAGCACGCACCCCUGAGGGGCCCCCGUGUUGAGGAUCAGUGUGGCAGAUGUGUUGUUACCUACCCUUACCACCUGGGGGCGGCCCGUCAGGAAGUCCAGGAUCCAGUUGCAGAGGGAGGUGUUUAGUCCCAGGAUCCUUAGCUUAGUGAUGAGCUUUGAGGGCACUAUGGUGUUGAAUGCUGAGCUGUAGUCAAUGAAUAGCAUUCUCACGUAGGUGUUCCUCUUGUCCAGGUGGGAAAGGGCAGUGUGGAGUGCGAUAGAGAUUGCAUCAUCUGUGGAUCUGUUGGGGCGGUAUGCAAAUUGGAGUGGGUCUAGGGUUUCUGGGAUUAUGCUGUUGAUGUGAGCCAUGACCAGUCUUUCAAAGCACUUCAUGGCUACAGACGUCAGUGCCACGGGUCGGUAGUCAUUUAGGCAGGUUAUCUUAGAGUUCUUGGGCACGGGGACUAUGGUGGUCUGCUUGAAACAUGUUGGUAUUACAGACUCAGUCAGGGACAUGUUGAAAAUGUCAGUGAAGACACUUGCCAGUUGGUCAGCACAUGCUCGGAGUACACGUCCUGGUAAUCCGUCUGGCCCUGCGGCCUUGUGAAUGUUGACCUGCUUAAAAGUCUUACUCACAUCGGCUACGGAGAGCGUGAUCACAUAGUCGUCCGGAACAGCUGGUGCUCUCAUGCAUGCUUCAGUGUUGCUUGCCUCGAAGCGAGCAUAGAAGUGGGUUUAGCUCGUCUGGUAGGCUUGUGUCACUGGGCAGCUCGCGGCUGUGCUUCCCUUUGUAGUCUGUAAUAGUUUUCAAGCCCUGCCACAUCCGACGAGCGUCAGAGCCAGUGUAGUAUGAUUCAAUCUUAGACCUGUAUUGACUCUUUGCCUGUUUGAUGGUUCGUCGGAGGUCAUAGCGGGAUUUCUUAUAAGCGUCCGGGUUAGAGUCCCGUUCCUUGAAAGCGGCAGCUCUACCCUUUAGCUCAGUGCGGAUGUUUCCUGUAAUCCAUGGCUUCUGGUUGGGGUAUGUACGUACGGUCACUGUGGGGACGACAUCAUCGAUGCACUUAUUGAUGAAGCCAGUGACUGAUGUGGUGUACUCCUCAAUGCUGUCUGAAGAAUCCCGGAACAUGUUCCAGUCUGUGCUAGCAAAACAGUCCUGUAGCUUAGCAUCUGCGUCAUCUGACCACUUUUUUAUUAGCCGAAUCACUGGUGCUUCCUGCUUCAGUUUUUGCUUAUAAGCAGGAAUCAGGAGGAUAGAGUUAUGGUCAGAUUUGCCAAAUGGAGGGCGAGGGAGAGCUUUGUAUGCGUCUCUGUGUGUGGAGUAAAGGUGGUCUAGAGUUUUUUCCCCUCUGGUUGCACAUUUAACAUGCUGGUAGAAAUUAGGUAGAACGGAUUUAAGUUUCCCUGCAUUAAAGUCCCCUGCUACUAGGAGCGCUGCAUCUGGAUGAGCGUUUUCCUGUUGAUUAAUGGCCUUGUACAACUCAUUCAGUGCAAUCUUAAUGCCAGCAUUGGUUUGUGGUGGUAAAUAGACAGCUAUGAAAAAUAUAGAUGAAAACUCUCUUGGUAAAUAGUGUGGUCUACAGCUUAUCAUAAGAUACUCUACCUCAGGCGAGCAAAACCUUGAGACUUCCUUAGUAUUUGAUUUUGUGCACCAGCUGUUGUUUACAAAUAUACAGAGACCGCCACCCCUCGUCUUACCCGAGUCUGCCGUUCUGUCCUGCCGAUGUAGCGUAUAGCCUGCUAGCUGAAUGUUAUCAUUGUCGUCGUUCAGCCACGACUCCGUGAAACAUAAGAUAUUACAGUUUUUAAUGUCCCGUUGGUAAGGAUAACCGUAAUCUUAAAUCGUCCAUUUUAUUCUCCAAAGCUUGAACGUUGGCUAAUAGGAUUGAUGGGAGAGGCAGUUUACCUCGUUCGCCGUCGGAUCCUUACAAGGCACCCGGAUCUGGCUUCCACGAUAUCUCCGUCUCCUUCCCUCACGCGAAUGACGGGGAUCUGGGCCUUGUCGGGAGUCUGUAGAAUAUCCUUCGCGAACGCCUCGUUGAAGAAAAAGUGUUCGUCCAACGCGAGGUGAGUAAUCGCUGUCCUGAUAUCCAGAAGCUCUCUUUGGUUAUAAGAGACGAUGGCAAAACAUUAUGUACAAAAAUAAAUUACAAAUAACGCGGAAAAAACACACAUAAUAGUACAAUUGGUUAGAGGGCUGUAAAACGGCAGCCAUCUUCUUGUACCAGUGUACCAGUGAUUUUAUAUUAAAUACAAUUAUCAACUGCUUUAAUUGUCUUUGAAGGAGAGGUGACAUCCAUUUCAAAAUGUGUUGAUGAUUAAACAACCUUGUUGACCUUUUCUCCUCCUCCAUAGAAACUCCAGCAGAGGGUAGUGGUGGUGUCAUUCGGUGACAUCGAGUCUAACUACUACACCGUACAGAUCACCUGGAUCCCCCUGUCCUCCAGACCUACUGGCAGAUAAACAUGGACAGGUAGGUACACUAUCCACACGAGCCAUAUCCUGGUCCAUAUCCAUACCAAUAAUCAUGUAUCAUCCCUUCAUGCCAUUACCCAGAACACAUUGGAACAGUUACAUAAAAUGAACCAUGCCCACUUCCGGUCUGGAGCCUAUGACAAAAUCUUGCUGUGCACUUCGCAAGUUCAUGUUUAUUUGCUACACAACAAAAACCCAACAGCACGAAAUAUACAUACAACCAAAAGACAGGUAAACUCAGCUAAUAUUUGUCCUUCAGUGUUACCAUCAACGGCAACACAGUGCUUGCAAUGGUGGCUGUCAGGCUAUCAUAGAUAAAUGGACCUCCCUGAUCGUGGGCCACCAGGACUCACAAAAUGAAAAUGGGUCGGAGCACCACUGACCAGUAUGGAGAUGUGAGUCACACCACAAUACUAGCGCAAGAUUUUUUUAAAAAAAAAAAGGGGGGGGGAAAAAAAAAAAAACAAAAAAAAAAAAAAAAAAAAAAAAAAAAAAAAAAAACCCCCAAAAAAAAAAAAAAAAAAAAAAAAAAAAAAAAAAGGGGGGGGAAAAAAAAAAAAACCCCCCCCGGGGGGGGGGAAAAAAAAAAAAAAAAAAAAAGGGGGGGGGGUUUUUUUUUUUUUUUUUUUUAAAAUUUAAAACCCCCCCGGUUUUUUUUUUUUAAAAAAAAACCCCCCCCCGGGGGUUCCCCCCCGGGGGGGUUUUUUAAAAAACCCCUUUUGGUUUUUUUCCCUUUAAAAAACCCCCCAAAAAUUUUUUUUUUGGGGGGGGGGUUUUUUUCCCCGGGGGGGGGGGGGGGCCCCCUUGGCCCCCGGGCCUGGGGAAAAAAAGGGGGGGGCCCCCACCCCCCCAAAAAAACCUUUUAAAAUUUUUUUUUGGGGGGGCCCCCCUUCCUUUUCCAAAAAAAAAAAUUUUAAAAUUUUUUUUUUUGCCCCGGGGGGGGGAAAAGGGGGAAAAAAUUUUUUUUUUCCCCCCAAAAAAAAAACCCCCCCCCAAAAAAAAUAAAAAAAAAAAAAAAGGUCCCCCGGGUUUUUUUCCCCCUUUUCAAAAAAAAGGGGGGGUUUUUAAAUUUUUUUAAAAAAAAAAACCCCCCCGGCCCGGGGCCAACCCAAAAGGGGUUCCCCAAAAAAUUUUUGGGGGGGGAAAAAAAAAAAGGGGGGUUUUUUCCCCAAAAAAAAAAAAAAAAGGCCCCCCCCAAAAAAAACCCCCCCCCAAAAAAAACCCCCCAAAAAAGGGGGUCCCCCCUUUUUUGGGAAAAAAAAAAAAGAAAAAGGGGGGGGGGAAAAAAAAGCAGCACCUGGCACACCCGUUUUGACAACAUGUGACAGGGCUGGUGCAGACCUUCUCUCUACGACGUAACAUCGGUACACACCGAUGGACGGUCAUUUCCUAGUGUACCAGUGAUUUUAUAUUAAAACAAUUAUACAACUGCUUUAAUUGUCUUUGAAGGAGAGGUGACAUCCAUUUCAAAAGUGUUGAUGAUUAACACAACCUUGUUGACCUUUUCUCCUCCUCCAAUAGAAACUCAGCAGAGGUAGUGUGGUGUCAUUCGGUGACAUCGAGUCUAACUAUACACCGGACAGAUCACCUGGAUCCCCCUGUCCUCCGAGACCUACUGGCAGAUUAAACAUGGACAGGUAGGUACACUAGUCCACACAGAGCCCAUAUCCUGGUCCGUAUCCAUACCAAUAUUCAGUAUCAUCCCUUCAUGACCAUUACCCCCAGAACACAUGGAACAGUACAUUAAAAUGAACAUGCCUACUUCCAGUCUGAAGCCUAUGACAAAAUCUUGCCUGGGCACUUAGCAAGUUCAUGUUUAUGUGCUCAUAACAAAAACCCAAACAGCAAGAAAUAUACAUCAACCAAAAUAUAGGAAGAACAUGUAAACUCAGCUAAUAUUUUGUCCUUCCAGUGUUUACCAUCAACGGCAACACAGUGGCUUGCAAUGGUGGCUGUCAGGCUAUCAUAGAUACUGGUACCUCCCAGAUCGUCGGGCAACCAGUGACAAUCAACAACAUGAACAGCUGGGUCGGAGCCACCACGACCAGUAUGGAGAUGUGAGUCACACACACACUGACUGGUACAGACAUGUUCAACUAUAAGGCUUUUCACACUACUGAGCGGAACCAAGCCAGCCAAACAAUCUGCACUAAGCUGCCUGGUCUUGUUAGUUGUUGGAACGAACGUGUUAAAAAGAAACAGUGGGAAGAGCAAAUAUCUGAACCUAUUGUGGUUGGGGCGGCAUGGUUGUGUGAAAAGGGUAUACAUCUGUUCUCAUUGUUGUUUUUUCCCUCAAUCACUGCCUCCCCUUUGAUCAAUGUAUGCACUCACUAACUGUAAGUCGCUCUGGAUAAGAGUGUCUUCUAAAUGACUAAAAUGUCAAAUGUAAUCAACCACAGAAUAAACUAGAACAUUUUUAUUCCCUCUCCUAGGCCACCGUGAACUGCAACAACAUUCCCAGCAUGCCCGAGGGGACCUUCACCCUCAACGGAAACGCCUUCACCAUCUCUGCCUCCGCCUACACCUCCCAGGUAGUCUACUGAAAUACAUGUUGUUACAUAUAACCUAUGACCUCCCAGGUAGUCUACUAAAAUACAUGUUGAUACAUACAACCUAUGACCUCCCAGGUAGUCUACUGAAAUACAUGUUGUUACAUACAACCUAUGACCUCCCAGGUAGUCUACUGAAAUACAUGUUGUUACAGAUAACCUAUGACCUCCCAGGUAGUCUACUGAAAUACAUGUUGUUACAUAUAACCUAUGACCUCCCAGGUAGUCUACUGAAAUACAUGUUGUUACAUAUAACCUAUGGACCUCCCAGGGUAGUCUACUAAAAGACAUGUUGUUUGACAUACACCUAUGACCUCCCAGGUAGUCUACUAAAAUACAUGUUGAUACAUACAACCUAUCUGCCCUAUCUGAUCUGUAAUGCUGAUGUGUUUCAGAGCAAGCUCCUUCAUCAGAGCACCUGUACAUCUGAGACUUGACCUUUCUUUUAGAUCCUAGGAGCAAAGGGCCUCAUAUGCCUGAUUUUCUUCCUCUUCCUCUCUCUAUCUCUGUAGAAUUCCAACGGCUGCAUGACUGGUUUUGGAAAUGGUGGAACUCAGCAGCUCUGGAUCCUUGGAGAUGUCUUCAUCAGGCAAUACUAUGCCAUCUUUGACAGGCAGAACAACAGUGUCGGUCUGGCCCAGGCUGCGUAAGAUAUCCACUGAGAGAUCCACUAGAUCUACAGAGAUCCACUGAUCCCAAAGAUCCUUAAGGGCUAGAUGUAAUCUGUACUGCGUAAGUACUGUGUUAUAGUGGGAUUGAAAUUGAAAAGUAAUUUAUGAUUGAGCCGACAUAUGCAGCAUUUACCGUGAAUGCAGUCUCUGCUAACGCGAGAACAUUGCCUUUAAAUUUAAAUCAUACUAUAGCGCAGAUGUUCCAAAGUCUGGAUUGAAUCUAGGCCCAAGUCUUCCAGUUAUGUUAUAUAUGUGAUUA
Messenger RNA from Coregonus sp. 'balchen', 10094 nucleotides. Lineage: Eukaryota; Metazoa; Chordata; Actinopteri; Salmoniformes; Salmonidae. The record is from the annotation of a GenBank genome assembly.